UAUACUUAUUUUAAAUAAUCACAGUUCACAGAAGAGAAGCUUGGCCAAGCAGAGAAGACGGAAUUGGAUGCUCACUUGGAAAACCUUCUUAGCAAAGCCGAAUGUACCAAAAUAUGGACAGAAAAGAUAAUGAAACAGACUGAAGUGCUUUUGCAGCCAAAUCCAAAUGCCAGGAUAGAAGAAUUUGUUUAUGAGAAACUGGAUAGAAAAGCCCCGAGUCGUGUAAACAACCCGGAGCUUCUGGGACAGUAUAUGAUCGAUGCCGGGACCGAGUUCGGCCCAGGGACAGCUUAUGGUAAUGCCCUUAUUAAAUGUGGAGAAACACAGAAACGAAUCGGAACAGCUGACAGAGAGCUGAUUCAAACAUCAGCCUUAAAUUUCCUCACUCCUUUAAGAAACUUUAUAGAAGGGGAUUACAAAACAAUCGCAAAAGAAAGAAAACUGUUACAGAAUAAGAGACUGGAUUUGGAUGCUGCAAAAACGAGACUUAAAAAGGCAAAAGCUGCAGAAACUAAAAGUUCAUCUGAACAGGAAUUACGAAUAACUCAAAGUGAAUUUGAUCGUCAAGCAGAGAUUACCCGACUUCUGCUAGAGGGAAUCAGCAGUACACACGCCCAUCAUCUCCGCUGUCUGAAUGACUUCGUAGAAGCCCAGAUGACUUACUAUGCACAGUGUUACCAGUACAUGUUAGACCUCCAGAAACAACUGGGAAGUUUUCCAUCCAAUUAUCUUUCUAACAACAAUCAGUCUUCUGGGACACCUGUGCCAUCUGCUUUAUCAAAUGCGAUUGGUCCUUCUGCUAUGGCUUCAACCGGUAGCCUAGUAAUCCCUUCUUCCAACCUCAAUGACCUUAAAGAAUCAAGUGGGAGCAGGAAGGCCAGGGUGCUCUAUGAUUAUGACGCUGCAAACAGUACUGAGCUGUCACUUCUGGCAGAUGAGGUAAUCACUGUGUUCAGUGUCGUUGGAAUGGAUUCAGACUGGCUAAUGGGGGAGAGAGGAAAUCAAAAAGGCAAGGUGCCAAUUACCUACUUAGAACUUCUCAAUUAAAUAGGGAGACCAUGAAAGAUUGCCCCUCAUGACACCAUAUUUAUAUACAGUAACUCUAAAGCAGGUUUAAGUAUCUUUCGUGUUAAUGUCAUAAGGGACUGAAAAAGAAAAUUUACAAGCCAUCAGAAACUGGCAGUUCUGCCAACAAAAUCGCAUGGUUAAUACUUCAUUACAGAUUUAUGUUAGAGAUUUCAUGACAAGAAUGUUUUCUUACACAGUUCUCUUUCUACCGAGGUUUCACUAACAAGCAACUUCUACUUUUGAGCCCCAAUUUAAAAACAAAAGGAUUGUUUUCUACCGAAUUUUUCAUUAAUGGCAAACUUUUUCUUUUAUGCAAAAUAAAUUUAUUAUGCAUGAUUCUAGUGACUCAUUUUUUAGGUACAAUAGCCAAAGAAUAAAGUAAAAACUCAUUUUUACCUUGCUGCCCAAUAGGAAUCAGAUGACUUAAAUACUGUGCGUUAGCUGGGUCUCCUGGCUUUGGAGUUUUGUUUUCAUUUGGUUUGGGUUAGUUUUGUUUAUUUUUAAAGCACUACUUGAAAGUCUCUUUUAAACCUAAGUCCUUGAAAAAUAUUACUUUAUUUCAUAAUGUUGUUAAGGUUGCAGAACACUGGGGACAAAUACAUUCACUAAGAAUAAUCCUGACAUUUUUCAGUUGGCACAAUUUGAUGCAUCAGAAAUGCAACCAUUGAGAACAUACUACACUGCAGUAAAGAUUUGUUAUUACGCAACAAAUGUGUGCAAAAAUAAGAAUUAGUGGAGUAGCUCUCACUAUAGUGUUAACUGUACGCAGUGAGUGUGGUGUAUCUUCACUGAGUCUCUGGUUAUGAAAUAUAACCCUCUGGAAAUACUAAUGACACAUUGGAAGCCAGAGAAUUGUUCUGAGGACCAUACUAUAUAUACAUUAGCAAUUGUUGCUAUAAAUUGCUAGUUGAGAAAUUCUUUUGUUAGGUCUUCAAUCCUCAUCGUUCUUCCAUGUAUCCAUCCAUUCAAGAAACAUUUGUGGAGGACCAGAUACUUUGUUGAUCAACCAAGUGUAGUGCUAUGAAGUGCUAAAGAAGACAGAAAACUUAACCUAUAACAGGACUAAUACUGUGAUGGAAGAACUAGAAAGUACUGUGUUAGGAACUGCCUCAGAUCUAAGAAGUCAGAAGUAGACCCAGGUAGAAAGAAAAAGAUGAACUGGGCCUGGAACCAAGAGAGCUCAAGUUUCUUCAGAUUAGCUUAACAAUUAAGUUCAAAAGUGUAAUUCAUUUUAUUUAUUCAGAGACUCUUGAAUUGUAAACUUUUCAAUUCUAAGAAGGUGGAUAUUUAAAUGGCAGUUGUAAACGUCCAUUUGUGCUAAGAGUGCCUAAGAGCUCGGUAAACAUGGAAAAUGUAGUUCUUGGUGCCAACUUUAACAGCCCCUUUAUUUCUAUGUGGAAAGAUUCAUUCUUCUGAAGUUUUAUAGUUGGGUAGGGCUCUGAUUCACACUGAAUUACAUACUUAUAUAACUCCAAAAGCUGCUCAAGAUGGGAUCAAGUGAAUGAAGCUUUUUUUAAUACCAUCUGUUAGAUUUGUCCAAAUUUAGGUUUUAAGGAACUAUAAAAUUUUGGGUGAAUUUAAAUAGCAUCUUUAGUUCAGCAAAUUUAGUUUUGGAGAGAUAGAACAGUACAGAAGAAAAUAUAAAUAUGGAGUGAAUUGAUCCUGAAUUCAUAUCCUGCCUUUCUCCCAUAGUGCGCUCCUUGGGUUUCAACUCAGAUUUAUAACUACCAUUUUUUUUAAAGGUAAAAUUGAGGUAAUAGUUAUGUCACCUAAUAGGAGACUCUUUCACAAGUGUUUGUAUCUUUUGCUCUUAAGUGAAAACCUAGCACAUAGUAAACAUUUUAUAAAGACAGAUGCCACUUUCCAGUCCCUGUAGCUAGCUAGCUUCUUGACACAUGGUGUGCGAGCUUUGUGACUGGACUAGAGGAACAUCGCUCACACCUGUGCUGUGCUUAGUCCCUGUCAAGUCUGCUCUCCACCCACUUCAGGUCCAGCCAGAUCCAGUUCUCCCCGCCGUACUCAGUGUGAGGACUGUAGCGGGGGCCUUCUGCUUUCCAUCAGCAGUGUUGGCCCCUGGGGCUGCACCCAGCUACCAUAGGAUUCGUAUGGUAGCACUAAAGAAUCAGAGGCUCCUUGUCCCUUUGUAUACCACAAGUCCCCCAUAUUCUUUAGGCAUGGUCUUCUAUUUUUAUUGUAUUUUUAUUUUAUUUUAUUUUUUAAUGAGGUUGUAUUGUUUGGUUGGGUGUUUUGAUUAAUUUUGGUUUUGAUUUAAAGUUACAAGUUUAGUUUUUGCUCAGGUAAAGGCCCAAGGAGAUUGUUAGGCAUAGAAGAAAGCUCUUGGAAAGCCUAUUAAUUCAUGGUGCAGUUCAGAGUUAUGUAAACAAACCCUUGGCCCCUGAGUGUAAUUCAAUAACACAGUAUUGAGUGAAGGGUGCAUAUAUUCAUGAAAUAAUAAACAAGGAGGUAUUUAUAGGUUCUCCACAAACUGAAAAAGAAAUGGAUUUUAUCCACCUUUGUCCUUAAAGUAAUAUAGCCCACAGGGUUAUAGUUAAAACAUUUUCAUGGUGCUAAUAAAAAAAAUUCAUAUUGCAGAUUAGGUUCCUAAAGUGAGAAUGCACCUCACUCUGGGGAACAAGGAAAGUACCUAGGGCCAGCAUCCCCAAUAUGAUCCAGCCCAUCCUCCAGUCUGGGGUUAACCGUCAGAUAACAGGAACAAAGGGACUAGUGUUCGAAGGCUGCUUCCCAGUACAGUGUAGCAGGGAAAAGAUGACAGGGUGAGACAGGAGACUUGUUGUGCAGAGUCUUAACAGAGUACUACACUUUGUUGACACAUGUCCCUGGAAAUCCACUUGUUUAUCUCCCCAAUACCUGAAAGUUUGCAAUGAGUUGCCAGAGUGAAGAACGGUCAAGAGGAGAACAGCUGCCAGCCAGCUCUGCUCCAGGCUCUCCUUCGCUGCAUGGCACUCCUCUCCCCAUGAAACUCUGAAGUUAAGGAAAGUGCCAGGCUUUCCUUCUCCACUUUGUCCUGGAGUACAAGACCCCAAACCAGCAGUAUCAGCAUUGCCCGGAACCGUGUCAAAAUGCUGAUUGCUGUUUUCAAAUAUCCUACCUUAUUUAUACUUUUGUCUACAUGGGCCUGUGGAAUUAGUAGUGUUAAUGUUCUCUGUGACAGGUUUCUAAAUGUUUUAAGACAAAAGGAAUUUUACUUUCUUUAUUAUGUUCUAUUAGUUGUAAUUACGUUGUUUUUAUAAUUUAUUUAUUUAGCAUGUACCUGACACUCUAGAAUGUAGCCUAAGAUAGCGACUUUAAUUCUGUUAAUCAUAAAUUACUCUUAGCACACAGCCUGACUCUUGGUAUGUGCUCUAUAAAUACAUGUUGGGUAAAAGGAAAAAACUGCUAAUACCUGUGUCUUACCCCACACGAUCUACUGAGCCAAAUUCUGGAAACAGGGCCCCCAGUUGUACAGUAAGCCUUUCGUGUGAUCCUGCUGCAGUCAUGUUGCAAAACACUGCAGAGCUAACAGAGAAGGCCUUCCACCCUCAGGCACCUGCAAUUUGUCAUAUCUUGGAAACGUCCCCUUGCCUUCUGUAAGCCUUACCACCACUCUAAUGGACUGAGAUACUUUCAGACCAGUCUUAAAAGUGGGUAUGAAGGUGGAAGGAUGCAUUUAGUGUUAGUAAAAAGUAUUGCUUAGAAUGCCAGGAACUGGGUGCCAUAUAAGGUCUCUAGGAAUGUGGACCCAUCUGUCUAAAGCAGCGGUUCUCAACCUGUUUUUGCAACCCCUUUGGGGAUCAAACAACUUUUUCACAGUGGUCGCCUAGGACUAUCUACAUAUCAGAUAUUUACAUUACAAUUCAUAACAGCAGAAUUACAGUUAUGAAGUAGCAAUAAAAUAAUUUUAUGGUUGGGAGUAUUUGCAACAUGAAUAAUUGUAUUAAAGGGUCGCAACAUUAGGAAGGUUGAGAACCACUGGUCUACAGAAAGAUGAGUUUUAACCACCUCACUUCCACACAGUGCCUUUGAACUGGUGUUUAGCAUCAAAACACCCAGACAAACCAGUAAAGCAUAUAGACUAACGUAUCUACAUCUCUGUACCUCAGGUUGCUAAGCUGUACUUAUUCCUACAUCAAAGUAUAGACUUUUUAAGAAUUGUUAAUGCUUUUUUAUUAAUACAAGUCAAAAAUGCUGACAAAAAGAAAAAAUUUAGAGGUAAAGAAAGAAAAAUGACCUACAAUUUCAACAUCUGAGGAGAGGUGCUGUGACAGGCGUGUGGCCUCAGACUGCACGUUUAGAGAUUUUUUUAAUGGGAUCAAUUGUCCAUGCUGUUUUGUAACUUUCUCACUCAACAGUACCAUGACGGUCUUGCUGUGUCAUAUGUAUUUCUACAUUUUUAAUGACUGCAUGCUGUUUCUUCAUAUGUGCCACAUUUUAUUGAACUACUGUUGAAUUUUUAGGUUUCCAGUUUUCACUAAUAAACUGCUUUGAAGAACAUUGUGCUAUUAA
This is a messenger RNA of Myodes glareolus (Bank vole), 5571 nucleotides long. NCBI's taxonomy places the organism in Eukaryota, Metazoa, Chordata, Mammalia, Rodentia, Cricetidae. The record is from RefSeq and is a predicted model, not a curated record.